GAGGUCCAUCGAAGAAUCACGCUCUGAAGCAUUGGAGAUGCGAGCACGAGAGACAGCAUCUCCGUAUUGAGAUUUCGUUCGGCUAUACCAUGCCCAUUUGAGGAUGGUCUGAGCCAUGACAGACUGAGCUCGACAUCAUAUGCCGUAGCUAUGCCCCCAUGACACUCCGAUUGGCAUUACAUUACAUCGACCCAGAGGGAAGUCUUCUAUAGCCACUUAUAGGCUAUUUUUGAUAUUGUUGAUUUUGAGCACGACUACGUGCGAUGAACUGUGAAUGAUCACCUAUGCUCGAUCUUAUGGAUUAUCAACAUCGCAUUCACCACCACUGGUAUGAUGCUGUGCGGGAUCAGGGGGUGAGGCAAUAUGGCAGUGGCCAUAUGACAGCAUCAGUAUCGAGGAUUGGUCUGUCAUACGGGUAUAAGGACCCGACAUAUCAGGAUCGAUGUGUCCAAAAUAUCGCCAAUCGAACGAGACCGACCGUCGCGCACUGUGAGAGUUCGAGGCCGUUCGCUCGUCAUAUAAAGCAAAUGAGAGAUGAAGAGAGUGACGAGCUUCCUGAUAGGAUCGAGAUCUACCAGUGGACCUACUAGUGACAGUCAGGGGAGUGGACGACGGAGAGUCAGGAGCUUUACAUAAGUUUUUCUAACUAUAUUUUUAUUGAUAUUUUGAUUUUUAGUACAAACUUAGAAUAUUUAUAACUUUAAUUUUCAAGAUCGUAUGAUAGAGAUUAGAUUCCAGCCUACUCUUGAGGGCUCGAUCGUACCUACAGAUGAUCAGAUCUGUAAUCAAGUGCUUGGUACAAGAUCCUAUUAUGUUAAGGAGCUAGGGUAUGGGAUCAGAGCUCCCCCAUCCUCACGUUCAUCUCGAGUUGAUGUCCAUGCUGCCUGCGAUGCCCGACUAAUGGAGAUAUAAAGACAGACUGUUGAGGAUUGACAGUGGAUUGAUGAGGAUCGACAGCACACUGAUGAGGAUCGAUAGCUGAUGAGGUAGAUGAUGGAGCAGAUGGCACAGA
Elaeis guineensis (African oil palm) is the source of this 1012-nucleotide messenger RNA. NCBI's taxonomy places the organism in Eukaryota, Viridiplantae, Streptophyta, Magnoliopsida, Arecales, Arecaceae. The record is from RefSeq and is a predicted model, not a curated record.